Messenger RNA from Daldinia vernicosa, 1593 nucleotides. RefSeq lists its product as uncharacterized. The transcript is spliced from 2 exons. The coding region runs from base 292 to 1359 and encodes 355 amino acids. The record is from RefSeq and is a predicted model, not a curated record. NCBI's taxonomy places the organism in Eukaryota, Fungi, Ascomycota, Sordariomycetes, Xylariales, Hypoxylaceae.
CUUCGCCACAAUCCUAAUAGCGAUCGCCUUUCGGCUUUGACUCUGCAAGACAUCUUUGCAAUUGCUCAAAUUCUGAUGAGUUUCUCUCUUUUUUUAUUUUUUUAUUCCCUUACAUAGUAAAUCAAAGGAGACCAUUUAUAUGAUAUUCCUACAUAGCUGUUUUACUUUGCUACUAUUCUAAGUAUCUAGGUACCUACCCAUUUUACCCCUGAACCCUGGUCUUCCAAGGCUUGGCAAUUCCAUCAAAUGCAAACACAAUUAUCUUUUACAUAAAUUGGCAACAUUACAGGAAUGGAUCGCCGCCAGUCUAUCGUCGCCGACAAGACCAAACGAUCAUCCGGUCCAGUCCACCGCCCGUCAGAUCCCUCCGGAGCCAGCAGGGGUUCCUUACCGGCAGGAGAGCUUCAUACAGACGGAGAUGAUACGGCAAACGCGUCGCACCAGCCGCCGCCUUACUCAAGUCCUUCGGAUACCUCUCUAGAUCCCCAAGCCCGCUCACAUUUACCGAAAGGCCCGCAAUAUUAUCCAGGCCUUCCUAUAUUAGACUAUCGCCAAUAUUUACCGCCCUUGUUUGAGCUGUCGCCAGAUAGCACAACUAUCACCAGCAAAGCCAAUUAUCUAUCUGAAAAUGCCGGAGCCUUAGCUACGCUCGUGCGAAGCCUUGCCACCGUGCCGCCAAAGCCUCAACUCAUCAUACAAGGAAACCGUGGUCGCAAAGUCGACUUUAGUAUCAAGCUGAAUCUAAUGAACUUACUCGUUCCUAAUGACCCCAGGGAUCGUCUCGAUUAUCUCCGAUGUGUUAGUAAAGAUGAGGUGGCUCUUCGCGGCGGUAGCGAACCUGGGCUGAAGCCCGACUUUGGUGUAGAUAACGGGCUGGAGGCGUGGUGCGACCGAUUCGUCAAGGAUACAACUACCAUAAAGAGCUUCACGGUCGAGCGGGUUGUAGCAAACUUCGAUACAAAUUGGUUAGAAGGCCAGGUGCGGAGCCUUGUUGCCUCUACAAACUACAAAGGCCAAGUCACGGUACAAUUCCUCGUCACACACGCCAAAGUCGUCAUCCAGAACCCGGACAAGCACAAUAAAUUCUUAACGAGUGUUACCUCGCUAUUCUCGAGCAAGAGCAAAUACGAGGUCAUUAAGGCUGUGUGGCCUUUCGCGACGAGCAAGAAUGGCGAGCAGGGCCGAAAGUGUGUUGUGCAGAGUGAAAAGACGUGGUGGGAGGAGUGGCGCGACCCAAUCAGAUUUGCCAUCGGGACAAAGCGUCAAGGUUGGGUUACAAAUGAGGAUAAACUUGAAUGCAUCAUGGAGGGUAGAGGAAAAGGUAUUAAGUUGAUUGACUGGGGUUCUGAAUUCGAUUGAAUGAACUUGAUAUGGAUAUAGGACAUCAAUUCCCCGUUACAGGAUCUACCACAUUAGCUCAUCUGAGGGGGGAUUUACUACCUUAACAUAUGCGACAUAUAUUGCGCUUCAUUUUUAUUCUAUAUAUCCCAUGGAGAUUGUGCGACUUGAUAGGCCACUUCAGCUUACUCGAGACUAUCGCUGAAUAAUAUAAUAUAAUUACUGGUGUUUAAGAGUCCAACGGGAAAUAUGCCA